Molecule: messenger RNA, 3218 nt
Organism: Cottoperca gobio
Lineage: Eukaryota; Metazoa; Chordata; Actinopteri; Perciformes; Bovichtidae
Product: F-BAR and double SH3 domains protein 1-like
Exons: 21
Coding region: 1-2124 (707 amino acids)
Biological process (GO): regulation of actin filament polymerization; neuromuscular synaptic transmission
Cellular component (GO): recycling endosome; neuromuscular junction
Molecular function (GO): protein binding
Source: RefSeq, a predicted model, not a curated record
AUGCAGCCACCACCCAGGAAGGUUAAGGAGAGCCAGCAGGUGAAGCUGGUGUUCUCAGAGCAGCUCAACAAAUUGCAGAGCAAACACCAUCAGGACACUGAGCUGCUGGAGGAGAUCAGGACCUUCAGUAAGCAACGAGCAGCUAUAGAGAAAGAGUACGGUCAGGCUCUUCAGAGGUUAGCUGUCCAGUACCAGAAAAGAGACUGGCAAAGAGGGAAUGCAGAUGCCAUCACUUCUGGUAGUGUGUUUGGUGUGUGGCGGUCAGUGGUAGAUGCUACAGCUCAGUCUGCUGCAUCACGACUAGCUGCUGCAGAGGAAUACCGCAGACUGAUUGGACAAGCCUCCAGAAGUCUUCGCAAUGCAAAGGACGUCCGAGCUAAGAGAGACCUGGAGCGGCUGCAGAAGAUACAGGGGGAAGUGGUAGAUGCUCUGCGAGAGCUGCACAAGAUCAAGAAGAGCUACCACCAACUCAGUCACAUCGCUGAUGUUGCCAGAGAGAAAUCUGCUGAUGCACAGACCAGAGCCAUGAAGAGUGAACAUGGGAUUUUCCACGCUAAAGCAGGACUUCAGAAGAUGACCGCUAAGCUCAGUGCCAGGUUGAGGGAGUGUGACGAUCAUUUGACUGAAGCUCGUAAUGAGUAUCUGCUGGCACUAUCAGCAGUCAACGGCCAUCACCGACACUACUAUACUAACGAUUUAUCACAUCUUAUGGAGCAAAUGGACGGUGAUGUUUAUGAUGAUUUGAGAAGCCAUUUUACCCUGCUGUGUGGAGCAGAGAUGGAUACUUGUCUGAGUACACACAAACGGUACACCACGAUAUGGGACAGUGUCGCUAAGCUGUCCAGAGAGAGAAAUGUUCUGCAGUUUCUUCAAGAAUCUGUCUCCUUCAGCAAAACCCCUGAAUUCACCUUCCAGCCCGCUCCAUAUGACAAGGUGACUGCUCUACAAGAGGUUCGUACUUCACAAGAAGAUGGCUGUCUGGUAAAGGAGGCCAAGAAAUGGGUUACGAAAGCAGCUAAAGACUACAAGAUUGUCACCCAUGGAGAGAGGGCUCUACAGACGUUAGAGAGCCGAUUGAAGCUCUUAUCAGGGGAGACGGGCCUCAGUGUGGAGCAGAAGAUAAAAGAAGUGCAGGACAGUGUCAGAAAAGCUAAGCUCAGCAGGGUGAAGGCAGAAGCCCGUCUGGCUCUGAUGUCAGACAGUGUCACAGGAAUUGAGCUGUCGCUUCACAACGCCAUGAACCAGGCAGAGGAGGAGCUGGAGAGAGAGAGACGCCUCAGUGAACAGAGGAAGUCUGCUGAGGAUUUUUCAGAUGAGUUUGAGCUGACUGACUUCAAGGACUACGAUGAUGAGAACGGAGACAUCUUUUCAGAUCCAAUGUCAGCCUCAGGAGUGUGUAUUUACCCUACAGCCUGCAGAGUCAUCUAUAGCUAUCAGGCCAGCCAGUUAGAUGAGUUGUCAAUCAUGGAAGGGGAGGAGCUUCAAGUGCUUGAGGAUGGAGACAUGGAGGACUGGCUGAAGGUCUGUAACUCGUGUGGUCAGAUGGGGUAUGUUCCUGAGCGGUAUGUGCAGUUCCUGUGUCUUCCAGCAGAGGAUGCCUCUCAGCUAGACAGUUCUUUCAACGCCUUCUCCUCCACAGGGACUAAAGAGAGGGCAGGGAGCAGAGGUGUAGCCAGAGCUCUGUACUCCUACCAGGCCCAGAGUGCAGAGGAGCUUUCCUUCCAGGAGGGGGCACUAAUUUACCUGAUUCACCGUCGACAUGCAGAGGUGGAUGAUGGUUUUUGGGAGGGAGAGCUGAAUGGACGGAUUGGUGUCUUCCCAUCGUUGGUGGUAGAGCUGGUCCACGAUGAAGGGGAGGAGAAGGAGAAGGAUGAAGAGCCUCUCCCUACCUCAACCAUGGCUCCCUUCUCUCCCUUCAUCCCAAGCCUUUCCAACCCUCGCUUUUGUUCAGCACUUAGUACUUCUCGGCCUAGCUGCGUGGAGGACAAACAGCAGGUCUUUGCAGACAACACAAUAGAGACUGCAGGCAGCAGCCACAGCUCUCCAGACUUCUCCAGCAGUCCACUAAGACCAUGUCGAGCGCCUCCUCUUCCUCCAACCCACAAGCCUUCCCCUCAGUCUUGAGACAAAAACUGGAGUCACUGUCAAUGUUCACAAGAAUACAGGACCUGUAAGGAACAAAGGAACACAGGUUCUGUGCCUUUUAUUUUAGCAUUGAACAAACAACUUGUAUUUGUUUUUUAGGAUUUGUUAGUAUUUCCCAGGUGAUGUGAGGAUGUGUCACUUCACCUACAUGUGAGCACAAACAAACUGUAGUUGCUUAUACAAAUACGCAGAGGUGGAUAAAGUAUUCACAUCUUUUACUUAAGUUAAAGUGUAGAAAUCUGUUACAGUAAAACUCCAAACUUUCAAAAUGUUACAGAAGUAAAAGUACCUCAGUGUUCGCAUCAAAAUAUGCAUUAAUGUGUUCAUCACUUUAAUGUUGCAGCUGCUAAAGGAGGAACUUGUUUCUUUGCUUUAUAUUCUGCUGGGUAAUUUCACCAAGGGAUUAAUAAAGUUUAUCUUAAUAAAGCAUGAUAAAUGAUUUGUUGGUUAUAUUUUGUAUUUAUAAUCUGAAUCUGAAUCUUCAAAGUAACUAAAACUGUCAGAUAAAUGUAGUGCAGUAAAAAGUAAAAUAUUAACCUCUGAAUUGCAAUAGUAGCAAUAGAAAUUGUACAAUAAAAACAAAAAAAAAGCACAAUACUUGAGUAAAUGUACUUAGUAUAAAUAGUCCACCACUGCGCAUACAUGCCCCAACAUUCCAAGUAAUGGAGAUAUAACAAUAACAUAGCUUUACAGGCUCUCAGCAUAUGACCCUUUAGAAGCAAUAUUUGCAAACCAGGUUAAAUAGUAGCCAGCACAGCUCAGAUCCUAACAGUUAACAGCAACAUGAAACAGUGCAGUUAUAACUUAAAAGAAUAUGUUAAACAAUAUUUGAUUUUCUUUGUAAAUGUUUCUUUAUAUUUUCAGGCUUUCAAUGAGUUUCUAAAACACUAUCUGAAUAGUGUGAAUAGUAUAGUAAUGCAAACAUGUGGAUUACACCAGUUUACACCAUAAUAGUCUCAUUUAUUUUACAGUUAAUUAAUAAUAUAUUAUAUAAAAUUUGGCAGGUUAACAGUAAAAGUGCUAAUCUAAAUAAACACAAUACUUUACAGUAACAUAACAAUAUGAGAAUAUAU